GGUUAAUGUUGUUGCUUUUCUUUUAACCGGUCAUUUCUGCAAUUACAUUUCUUUAAAUAUUGAAAAGACCAAUUUUGAAUAAAGUCUUCGUUAAGUCAGCUAAAUCAAAAGAUCAGCUGUUCUCUGAAAUAACUAAGAUGACUGCUGUAUGCAAAUUCAUUGCCUUUCUCGUACUGACCAUGGUCAUAAAGACAUUUGGACUUUACAACGCCGCUCGAUUCAAACCUGCAAUACAGAGUAGUACCUUCGAUAAUUGCUUCGCCUUCCUGGGAGUGGAUGCCAACUAUAACCCGUAUAUGGGCAACGGACAUUGUCAUCACACUUUGUGUGAGGUAAUCCCAUGGUGGAUGGUGGAUUUGCGAGGUCAAUUUGUGAUUGAGAAAAUACAACUAACAAAUAGACAAGAUACGACGUAUUUUGCAAACCUUUUAAGAAACUUUGAUAUCGAUAUAUUCGAACAAGACCCAAGACAACUUGCCAACUUUCCAAACGUAACUGGCCAAGUCUGCUACCAUCAAACUGAUCCUUUGGGUGCUAGCACAUUCAACUUUACUUGUUCUGUUCCAAUCGUUGGCAGGUUUGUGCGUCUUGUUAUGAGGCUAGGCUCUUGCAACUUCUUACACACGUGUGAGAUGGAGGUAUUUGUUAGUGGCUCUAGUAAGGAGGAGAUUGACUUUAAAAGACAAAUAAACAUGGCACUGACCGGCACACCGAUGGCUACAUUAAUAACCAGUGAUUAUUUUUUGUGUGCCCAGGCAUGUCUGAGUCGUAGGUCAACUGACUUCUGCACUGCAUUUAACUGGAUCACAUCAACAAGGUCAUGUCAACUUUUCAGUGUCAACCCAUUUCUUGAUUUGUCUGCGAACCUGAUCUCUGACCCUGGGACAUAUUUCAGUGUUCAAAGCACGUGA
This is a messenger RNA of Biomphalaria glabrata, 911 nucleotides long. RefSeq lists its product as uncharacterized. The coding region runs from base 138 to 911 and encodes 257 amino acids. NCBI's taxonomy places the organism in Eukaryota, Metazoa, Mollusca, Gastropoda, Planorbidae. The record is from RefSeq and is a predicted model, not a curated record. The transcript is spliced from 4 exons.